This is a messenger RNA of Blepharisma stoltei, 339 nucleotides long. Lineage: Eukaryota; Ciliophora; Heterotrichea; Heterotrichida; Blepharismidae. The record is from the annotation of a GenBank genome assembly.
AUGAAUAAGUUUGACGAAGCUCAGCCCAAGAAGACUGAAGCUGCUUGCUGUGGUGGGAAUAAGCUGCUUUUCCUCAGAGUCAAUAAACCUAAGCAAGCUUUGUCCUAUCUCCUCUACUUCCUUUCCAUGGGAAUUUUCUAUCUUCUAAAUCACUGAUUUAUCAGUCUUCAAAUGCUGCAAUACAACGCUAUUGAAGCGGAAAAUGCAACCCACGUCCUUGUAUGCACCAAAGAUGGCAUCAAAGAAAUCAUCCAGAUCCGAUCAAUUGCAAUCCCUCUUUCGUCCCUAGGGAUCUCCAGCUCUGAACACAUAGUAAAUCUUGAAGUAAAGUAUAAAUAG